AUGGCGCACGCUGCUACUGGUGUCUCUCUCGAUCCAUGCCAAAACCGCAUUCAAUGGAUGUGGAGAUCAAACACAGACCCUUGGGUUUCUAAACAAACAAUUCAGUGGACUUCGUAUUCUGAUGUGGAGACAGCUAUAAUCGAACAAGCGCGUCAGAGAAAGGCACCGGAGGCCCUUCUUGACAAUUACCACAUCAAUUUCCAGCAUCUCGUUCAAAUAUCAAACAACAAUUGUCGCAAACAACGGCCUGUGAAACGAGUCGUUUAUGGGAGAGAGAACGCACCGUUGAGAACAGAUCGUUUUAUGCCUAAUCCUACGUCUCCCUCUCGGUCUUUCGUAGGGUGGGGCGACAUACAGAACGACUUUCUGAAUGCCGUUACGUCACAUUUCAAGAUUCGUUAUCAAUUACGUAAUGCAGCUGCUCGUCGCCUGUGGGUCGAGAAAGCAGCCGAAGGACUAAUCGUGGAGGGAAAAAUAAUAGGCAAACAGAAAGAGGCUGAAUGGAUGGCAGAGCAACUACUCCAGGUGAAAGAAGCAACGGGAAAGGAAAUAUGGGAAGUGUGCGCUCGUCUCUACACGAUGGAGAGUUUCUUGUACAAGAAGAUGAAUGAAAUUAUGCGUUUAAGCGGCGAAAAAAAACAUACUCAUUUGCUGCAAAGCAAGGUACCUACAUUCGGCCCGUUUGCUCUUCUUCUUCGUGGACUAACUCAGCACGCCAACAAGAAGAUAACCGUCUAUCGGGGUUCUGAACUAACGCGUGAUAUAAUUGAACAAUAUACAUAUCUUGGCGGAGAUCGUUUUUUUUCCAGCGUUCACCUCAACAAGCCGGUCUCGAAUUAA
Molecule: messenger RNA, 840 nt
Organism: Rotaria socialis
Lineage: Eukaryota; Metazoa; Rotifera; Eurotatoria; Philodinida; Philodinidae
Source: the annotation of a GenBank genome assembly